Nannizzia gypsea CBS 118893 is the source of this 1020-nucleotide messenger RNA. Its product is annotated as transcriptional activator hap2. NCBI's taxonomy places the organism in Eukaryota, Fungi, Ascomycota, Eurotiomycetes, Onygenales, Arthrodermataceae. The transcript has a single exon. Gene Ontology annotation, biological process: regulation of transcription by RNA polymerase II. Gene Ontology annotation, molecular function: DNA-binding transcription factor activity, RNA polymerase II-specific; RNA polymerase II cis-regulatory region sequence-specific DNA binding. The record is from RefSeq and is a predicted model, not a curated record. Gene Ontology annotation, cellular component: CCAAT-binding factor complex. Bases 1 to 1020 code for a protein of 339 amino acids.
AUGGAGUACGCCCAGUACCAGCAGCCUCAGCACCAGGCUUCUCCCAUAGUGCCGCCCCAGCCUCACCCUCACUACCAGGGACAGCCGCAGCAGCAACCACCACAGCAACCACCACAGCAACCCCAGCAAGGGCCCGGUCAGCAGCAUCAGCCGCCCCAGCCAGGACAGAUGAGCUUCCCCCAGAGCUAUGCGCCAUACGGCAUCUCGCCGACCCAGGCCGCGGCCAUGGCCACCGCUGCUGCCACGGGACAGUUCUUCCCCUUGCACCAGGACUCGACGCGCCUGCCCAUCAAGAACGAGAGACCGCGACAGUCGCCCCAGCAGGCCCACGCUCAGCCCGCUGCUGCUGCCCAGGCGGCCGCUGCUGCUGCUGCUCAGAGACGCAUGUCCCAGCAGCUAUCGGGAAGUCCUCACUCCAUGCCUCGACAGCCACCACCACAUCCUCAGCAGCAGCAACAACCGCAACCGCAACACCCACAGCAUCCACAGCAGCAACAUCCACAGGCACAAGCUGCUCAUCCACCGCCUCCACCACCUCCACAGCAACAACCACAGCAACCACAGCCAUCGCCUGAGCUAGCUCCCCCUGGGCCCCCGGCUGAGGAGUCUCCCCUCUACGUCAAUGCAAAGCAGUUCCACCGCAUUCUCAAGAGACGCGUAGCCCGCCAGAAGCUAGAAGAACAGCUCCGUCUCACCUCCAAGGGCAGGAAGCCGUACCUGCACGAGUCACGACACAACCACGCCAUGCGCAGACCGAGAGGGCCAGGAGGUCGCUUCCUCACCGCAGACGAAGUCGCUGCCAUGGAGAAGGCUCAGGGCGGUGGCUCUACCUCCACAAACAACUCCGCCGGCGACACAAACGAAAACAAAGAAGUCACCGGCCAGAAAAGGAAGAGCAUAGCUGAGUCGUCGUCGCCGGGUUCCAAAAAGGCCAAGACAUCGCCUCUAAGGACAGGUGCCAACGCCAACGUCAACGCUGCUCCCACUGAACCCUCUGACGCCGAAGAUGAAGACGGCUAG